AUGGAGAGGCGGCAGAGGCACUGGAUGAGACCCCUKGCAGGGCUGCUGUGUGCUUGGCUGCUUUCCUGGGGCUGCCGGGCGGCGCCGGAGCGGCUGCGCUAYGCGAUUCCCGAGGAAAUGAGCAGCGGCUCCGUGGUGGGGCCGCUGGCGCGGGACCUGGGMCUGAGCCCGGCAGACCUGCCCGCMCGGCAGCUGCGGAUCAGCUCGGAGAAGCACUACUUUGCGGUGAGUGCGGACACGGGGCACCUGUACGUGAGCGAGCGUCUGGACCGCGAGGASAURUGYGGCCACUCGGCGUCCUGCGUUGUSGCUCUCGAGGCGGUGGUGCAAAACCCGCUCAACAUUUUCCAUGUCGAUGUGGACAUUCAAGACAUCAAUGAUAACUCCCCGCUAUUUAGCAAGGCUUGUCUCGACCUGGAGAUCGGUGAAUKGAUCCUUCCCGGUGCGCGAUUUCCGCUGCAGAUGGCRCAAGAUCCGGAUGUGGGAAGCAACUCGCUACUCAGCUACCARCUCACCGAAAACCCCUCCUUCAGSCUGGAAGUGAAGGAGACACCAAGUGGCAAGAAGCAGCCCGARCUSGUGUUACAGGCAGCUUUGGAUCGCGAGAAGCAGAGCUCGUUUGAGAUGGUGCUGACGGCGGUGGACGGCGGGUCUCCAGCGAGGUCGGGCACUGUCCAGAUUCGCAUCAACGUGACAGACGCGAACGACAACGCGCCCGUGUUCAGCAAAAGCAGCUACGAGGCGCGAGUGCGGGAGAAUGUGGCGACGGGCUCGCUGGUGCUGCAGGUGCGAGCCAYGGACGCGGAUGCGGGCUCCAACGSACGAGUCUCCUAYUCCUUCAGCAAYGUGCCCGACGCYGUCCGYGCUGUYUUYRRYAUAGACAGYGASAGYGGUGACAUYCGCAMUGURGGAAUUCUGGAUUUCGARGAGSRRAARGAAUAYACCUUCGRAGURGMWGCRAGGGACGGGGGMGGSCUSASYRGUCACAGUCAGGUGCACAUAGAGMUCACRGACGAGAACGACAAYGCRCCCGAGAUAACGACGUUGUCURUGUCGAGCUCAGUACCCGAGGACUCCCCGCCYGGCACCGUSGURGCCCUCAUCAAGGUUCGAGACCGGGACUCCGGCGAGAACGGGAAGGUGUGGUGCGAGCUGGAGGGCGAGUCGCCGCUGUCGAUCGUGGCGUCGUCGGGCAGCUCGUACAAGGUGGUGACGGCGAGCGCGCUGGACAGGGAGCGUGCGUCCGAGCACAACGUGACGGUGGUGGCGAGCGACCGGGGCAUCCCGUCGCUGUCGAGCCGCACGGCGCUGUCGCUGUCCCGCUUCUCCGUGGGCGGCGCCGCCUUCCCGGCCGACUUCUGCGAGGGCACCUUGCCCUACUCGUACAACCUGUGCGUGGCGCCGGCACGCGCCGUGGCCGAGUGCGCUUUGGUGCCGGCGCCGCUGCCCAGCCGCGCCGUCGACGAUCUUCUCAGCGGGGACGCGCCCGCCAUGCUUACGCCCAGCAACACUUGUCCCCCAGCAGARCCGUCCUCGGAUCUCGACGCCGUGCAGACCCACUCUGCACGCGGGGGAGCGGAGCGGCGGUGCAGCCUCCACGACAAGGCAAUGAGCCGGUCGCCAGGGCGAGCGCUGCUGUGGUGCGCCUGGGUGGCGGCGUGGGAGCUUGUGUAUGGGCAGUUGCACUACUCGGUGCCCGAAGAGAUGCAGAAGGGCUCCUUCGUGGGCGACGUGGCCAAGGAUCUGGGGCUGGAGCUCUCGGCGCUCCGCGACCGCGGCGUCCGUGUCGUUUCGGAAGGUAGGAGACAGUAUUUUUCUUUAAAUGAGAAGAGCGGCCAUUUAGUGACGGCGGAACGGAUAGACAGGGAGCAGAUCUGUGAAGCUGCUGAUGAGUGUGUGCUGCGCUGUGAAAUCGUAGUGGAGGGCGAAAUGAAGSUUUAUACAAUCGAAGUGGAAGUGAGAGACAUUAACGACAACGCGCCCACUUUCAAAAAAGUGCAGCUGGAGGAAAUAAUAAGCGAGACAACAGCAGUGGGGUCGCAUUUUCCCCUGGCUGAGGCUCAUGACCCGGACAGGGGGAAUAAUUCCCUGCAGCGUUACGAAUUGAGAGGCGAUGAACACUUCUCCCUGGCCGUCCGGACAGGAACCGACGGGGAGAAACGUCUCGACCUACUUCUGGCGAAGGCGCUGGACCGCGAGAAAGCCGCCUUUCACGAGCUCGUGCUGACAGCGUUAGACGGGGGUGAUCCACCACGGACAGGCUCGACGCGGAUCCGCGUGAUCGUGUUGGACGCCAACGACAACGCGCCGGUGUUCAGCCAGGAAGUAUAUACGGUGCGUGUGAGGGAGGACGUGCCCCUGGACUCUGUCCUACUCACCGUCAGUGCCACCGAUGCCGACGACGGAAUGAACGCACAAGUGACAUUUUCGUUUCAAAAGAUAUCAAUGAAAGCAUCUGAAAUAUUCCAUCUGGACACGAAAACGGGAGCGAUCACGCUGGUAAAGAGUCUGGACUUCGAGGAAGGGGUCUCGCACGAUCUGCAAGUGCAAGCGAAGGACGGUGGAGGCCUUUCAGACACGGCGAAAGUCUCCAUCACGGUGAUUGACGUCAAUGACAAUGCUCCCGAGAUCUCAGUGCGCUCUUUGCUGAACGCGGUGCCGGAGGAUAUUCCAUCGGGGACGGUGGUGGCCCUGUUGCACGUGCAAGACCGCGACUCGGGGGCAAACGGGGAGGUGAGGUGCUCCCUGGACGCGGGGAUGCCCUUCCGUCUGCGCAGCUCGCUGGACAGCUACUACAGCGUGGAGACGUCGAGGGAGYUGGACCGCGAGGCGGUGUCGGAGUACAACGUGACGGUGCGGGCGACGGACGGCGGGUCGCCGGCGCUGUGGAGCAGCGCGGUGCUGCCGCUGCGCGUGCUGGACGUGAACGACAACGCGCCGGUGUUCGCGGAGGCGCGCUACAGCGCCCGUGUGCCCGAGAACAACGCCAAGGGCGCGCUGGUGCUGMGGGUGCGCGCGUGGGACGCGGACUCGGGUCCGAACGCGCGCGUGCGGUACCGGCUGUGGGAGGGUCAGGUGCGUGGCGCGCCGCUGUCRUCGUACGUGUCGGUGCACGCGGAGACGGGCGCGCUGUACGCGCUGCGCUCCUUCGACUACGAGGAGGUGCGCGAGGUGGGGCUGUGGGUGGUGGCGGAGGACGGCGGCGCGCCGGCGCUGAGCAGCAACGUGUCGGUGCGUGUGUUGAUCGGGGACGAGAACGACAACGCGCCGCAGAGCCAGCUCGGCUGUCCGGGCGGCAGCUGCUGCAACACCCUCCCGGCCGCGCCGCCGCCCGACAAAGGCGCGCCGCUGCUGCUGCCUGAGGAGCCCGCGAGCGCCCGCGGCGACGCCCACAGCGGAGACGCCCUCCUGCGCUUCUCCGUGGGCGGCGCCGCCUUCCCGGCCGACUUCUGCGAGGGCACCUUGCCCUACUCGUACAACCUGUGCGUGGCGCCGGCACGCGCCGUGGCCGAGUGCGCUUUGGUGCCGGCGYCGCUGCCCAGCCGCGCCGUCGACGAUCUUCUCAGCGGGGACGCGCCCCUGAUGCUCACGCCCGGCAGCACUUGUGCCCCAGCAGAGCCGCCCUCGGAUCACGAUGCCGUACAGCUAAACAAACGACUUCAGGCGAUUACUAAAGUGAUGAGUUACAAGGUUAACUUUUAG
This is a messenger RNA of Nothoprocta perdicaria, 3702 nucleotides long. Its product is annotated as protocadherin-1-like. Bases 1 to 3702 code for a protein of 1233 amino acids. The transcript is spliced from 6 exons. Lineage: Eukaryota; Metazoa; Chordata; Aves; Tinamiformes; Tinamidae. Gene Ontology annotation, molecular function: calcium ion binding. Gene Ontology annotation, cellular component: plasma membrane. The record is from RefSeq and is a predicted model, not a curated record. Gene Ontology annotation, biological process: homophilic cell-cell adhesion.